Molecule: messenger RNA, 240 nt
Organism: Saccostrea cuccullata (small rock oyster)
Lineage: Eukaryota; Metazoa; Mollusca; Bivalvia; Ostreida; Ostreidae
Exons: 2
Coding region: 1-240 (79 amino acids)
Source: RefSeq, a predicted model, not a curated record
AUGUGUAUUUCAUUUUUGAGAAAUGACAAGAAAGACUUUUCAUUCUUCUCUGGUAUGGAGGAUAUCCGUGGCAAAGACCAUGCAGUUACUCCAACGUGUUUCGUAUCUAGUGGUUUUACAUCUACAGGUAAAACUUCUGAAGAAAUCCAACCCAUUUCUAAGAGAAAAAAAAUUCACACUGACAGAAUGGCAAUGUUUAGAUCCCUACUUAGAACAAUGAAAAAGUUCAUAACUAUAUAA